AUGCAGUUAACAUACGUCGCCUUCUUUUCCUUCUUUCACCUUCUUAUAUCCAUCAAUGCCUCUGUGGACUGCAAUAAAUUUGCAACUGACUCAGUGAAUAAAUUCCAAGCUCUUGUACCUUUACUUGAGCAGAUUGUCCCUACCAUACAAAACAACUCAGUGCUUUCGCAUCACCUCAGUCAGCAAAAAAGUUUCAAUCUCGGCUAUUAUACAAAAAAUGUUACCAAGACAAUUGACGUCAUCAAUACAGCCACCCAACUACGGAAAGAUCAGUUGCAUACAGAAUUGGUCCAAAAGUGUUCCCAAAACUCCACAGAUUCGCAUGCCCGUCGUGAUCACCACCAUCACCAUCACAAAGGUGGAGUGUUAGAAGAAGUGCUAGGAGACGUCUCCGACAUCGAGGACGACAUCAUAGAGCCGGUUGAAUCAGCCAUAGGCGACGUCUCUGACAUCGAGAACGACAUCAUAAAGCCGGUUGAAUCAGACAUAGACGAAACAGGCAGUCUUCUCGGCUUAGAUAUCAUUACUGAAAUUCUUGAUCUCAUAAUGGCUCUGCUCGAUUCAUUGCUCGGCGGCCUAGGAGAAAUUGCAGGUGAAACUUUUGAUGAUGCAGAUAACAUUGCAGUUGAAAUUGAUGAAGAUGCGAGUGAUAUUGCAGUAAGUCUGGUCAAUAUUUAUUGA
This is a messenger RNA of Talaromyces rugulosus, 681 nucleotides long. RefSeq lists its product as uncharacterized. Lineage: Eukaryota; Fungi; Ascomycota; Eurotiomycetes; Eurotiales; Trichocomaceae. The transcript is spliced from 3 exons. The coding region runs from base 1 to 681 and encodes 226 amino acids. The record is from RefSeq and is a predicted model, not a curated record.